Messenger RNA from Meleagris gallopavo (turkey), 1473 nucleotides. Lineage: Eukaryota; Metazoa; Chordata; Aves; Galliformes; Phasianidae. The record is from RefSeq and is a predicted model, not a curated record.
UUGGCUCCUAAAAUAUGCAAUAUUUGUGGCUGUCCCAACAGGAGGACUGUGCCAUAUGGGCUCUCCAACUAUAGAGGCAGCUUUAGAGGCAAAAGAUCUACAGGCCAGAAUCAAAGCACUUCCCAGCCUUCAUUUCGGUGCUCUUGUUUGGACAUCCAUGACAAACAGUGUAUGCAGUUUUGCAGAAGAAUGCAAGACAGAAGAAGCUUUAACAUUUGCUUGCUGAAGCUCAGAAGCAAGAGCUUGAGCUACAACUCUCCCUUGAGAUGGACAAAAUUGAUGCUUCAGUCUGAUGCCAGUGGAGACUUCAGCAGUAUGCACCACUUUCAUUUCAUCAGUGCCAUUCUGAGGGCAUGUGAACCUGUAUGAAGAAGCUCUCUCCACGCUCCCCUCCUGAGAACCUCAGUAAAGGAUAACCUUUAUCACCUAACCUGGCAGGGAACAUAUCAUCACUGAAGAAAAAUUCAAAAGGCAGAUCCAAACUUCAGCAACAGUUUCAGGAAAUGUUUUUCUACCUGGUUUAAAAAGUACAAUAGAAACAUACUGUUUCAGUUACUGCUUGCUACAUGUCUGAAGAGUCCAUCCAGUAUUAUGUGGGCAAUAGUAAUUGGACAAGGUGAUGAGUUAGAGGUUGCCUAUACGUGGGUGCUCAAUAAGAAUAAACAGAUGCAAACUGUUUCCUUUGUUAAUGUAUGCAAGCCUGAAUCAUCAUAUUGUAACUCUGUGGCAGAUGUUUAAAUAACAUUAUCUAUGCAGAAUAAAUAUGAACAUCUAAUAUAAACAUUACUAUAUAGCAAGUUAAGCGUAUACGUUGAGUAUUCAGUAGAUUACCGAAUUUAUGCACAAAUUAUUCCUGCACUACGAAGUUCCAUUCAAAGACAUUUACAGUGAUUAUUUAGGGAUUGCUGUAAUUUAUGAGCAGAACUCCAAUAAUUAAUCCCAAAGAAUCUCCUAGAGAUGAAAGGGCAGGACUGUGGAACUUCAAAUGAAACUUCACACAAAAGAACUUACUGUACUGGACCAUAUACUAUCCAAAGCCACCACGUACAUUAUCAUCCAUAGUUCAUACAUUCCUCUUUGCUAGUACUUUAAAUCACAUUGUUAUCUCUUCACUGAAACAUCACUGAACAACUUGGAAACUUGGCAAUAAGAUUAUAUCCACCCCUGGACACUUUUCAAUGUAAAUGAUUUCUUCAGAAAUUAUGGAAUUCUUAUUUUUUUAUUUUUAUAGGAGGAUGCAAGAGCGAGUAAACUAAAAAAGCCUGUUGCAAAUCUUGUUCAGUAAUAUAAUUUAAAAAGAGGAAAACCCCCUACUUGUGACAUUAUAGAUGUUCGGGGUUUUUUUGUUUGACUGAACUUCAUGCAGACUUUCCCCAGGGUGCAUAAGUUAAACUGUAACCAGAUGACAUUAAAUUAUAUUUUAUCAGAAGAUGGAGACUAAAACAAAAGCUGCAAAAUAAAAAGAACUUAGUG